This is a messenger RNA of Tauraco erythrolophus (red-crested turaco), 2159 nucleotides long. Lineage: Eukaryota; Metazoa; Chordata; Aves; Musophagiformes; Musophagidae. The record is from RefSeq and is a predicted model, not a curated record.
GGCAAGAUAUCCAUGGAACCUUGGAGAAUCCCAUGGUGGAUACAAGUAUGUUGGAAGAAUUCAUCAGUAGUGACGUAGAGUUUGGAACUUUGCAAAGCCAGUUGCCAGAAUCCCCGCCAGACUCUGGAUCUGAACCAUGUUCUCCACCACAGCUCCAGACAACUGUUAAGGACUGUGCUGCUGAAGUGCAAGAAUAUGACAGUGAUGGACAGAAUGCAGCUUUAGAAAAAUGCAGUCAAGCUCUAACAUGGAAACCUUAUCAAACUUCUCAGUGGAACAGCUUAUUUAACUCUAAUUAUGAAAAACUACCUGCUGUAGGAUAUCAUAUUGUCACAGAUAAAGGAUUUAAUUUUUCAACAACAGAUGAUGCCUUUGUGUGCCAGAAGAAGAAUCAUUUCCAAAUCACAGUCCAUAUUAGAAUCACUGGACAUCCAAAAUACGUCAAAACUCAGCUGGGGGGGAAACCAAUAGAAAAGUUUUACUUGAAAGCUUUUGGAAUAAAGGUGGAAGCUCCAAAUCAAACAAUUGCUAUCGAACAGUCUCAGUCAGAUCGAAGCAAAAAAACUUUCCAUCCUGUUAAAGUUGAUCUGCCAGGGGACCAGAUAACUAAAGUAACACUGGGAAGGUUGCAUUUCAGUGAAACAACAGCAAAUAAUAUGAGAAAAAAGGGGAAACCUAAUCCUGACCAAAGGUACUUCAUGCUGGUGGUUGGACUGUAUGCUGUCUCUCAGGACCAGUUCUACCUAUUGUCUGCAAAUGUCUCUGAAAAGAUCAUUGUGAGGGCAUCUAACCCAGGGCAGUUUGAGAAUGACAGUGAUAUACUGUGGCAGCGAGGACAUGUUCCAGAGACUAUAUUCUAUCAUGGUCGAGUAGGAAUUAACACAGAUGCGCCAGAUGAAGCACUGGUUGUCUGCGGAAAUGCAAAAGUUAUGGGCAGAGUCAUGCACCCAUCUGACAGCCGAGCAAAACAGAAUAUCCAGGAGGUCGAUACGAAUGAGCAGUUGAGAAGAAUAACACAAAUGAGGCUGGUGGAGUAUGACUACAAGCCUGAAUUUGCAUCUGUUAUGGGAAUAAAAAAUAUCCAUGAAACAGGAAUAAUAGCCCAGGAAGUGAAGGAGCUUUUACCUCAAGCUGUUAGAGAAGUUGGAGAUGUUGCUUGUAAUGAUGGAGAAAAAAUAGAAAACUUCCUCAUGGUUGACAAGGAUCAGAUCUUUAUGGAGAAUGUUGGUGCUGUAAAGCAGCUUUGUAAGCUAACCAACAAUCUUGAAGUCAGGAUAGAAGAAUUGGAACAGUGGAAUAGGAAACUGGCCAGGCUGAAAAGGAUGAGCAGUUUAAAGUCUACGGUCAGUGAAGAGAGCAAAGUCAGCAGGUAUAGUCGAGCUACUAGUCUUUUGCCAUCAAAAAAAUCAGUUCUGCUAAAAUCCAGCAAGGUUUGUUUGUCAAAGAAGAAAGACUCUUGCUCCAUGAAGAUUUUCUGGGUGACUGUAAUAGCUUUGGUUGCUAUUAUGACACUAUGCAGUACCUCAAGUUCUGUUGUACUCUCUCCUACCACUACAGCAGCAUUGCCGGGGGAAAGCACAAUUUCUCAGAGCACACAACCUAUCAGCAAGAUCCCUGAAGUGAAUUUUUGUGACAUUUUGCCUUGUGACAAGGUCUAUUGCUGUCCAAUUCAUCAACCAAAAGUCAAAUCUCUAAGUUAUGAGGAAACCAAUGCAAAGGAGAAACGGAUUGAUACAACAAUCAGUUCCAUACAGAUUUUGGAAACUCAGCAAAGCAUUGACAAUCUCUAUUGUAGUAAAAAUCUACAGUGCGGGGCUGGAAAUUACAGCUGUAUUAUUCCUGUUAACAAAUACACACCCAUAGAUGUAGAAAUCUCACUGGAAAUAAACACCACAGAAGCAUUAAUUGUAUUUCUCUGCAAAGUCACAUUUGGAAAUUAUUGCUCCCGUUAUUCUUCAAGCCAAAACAGUAGGAAGGAUUUCCUAAAAACCACACAGGGACAUCAGCAUAUUUGGAUUCUGCCUGUAGCUAGAUUGUAUGACAGCGCAUACUAUUUCCGUGUAGCUGCACCGGGUUUGGCAGAAUGCUCAACAGAUCCUUAUUUUGCUGGCAUGUUUUUUACCGAUUACUACUUCUAUUUUUAUCGGCAGUGUAACUAA